Molecule: messenger RNA, 4808 nt
Organism: Neopelma chrysocephalum (saffron-crested tyrant-manakin)
Lineage: Eukaryota; Metazoa; Chordata; Aves; Passeriformes; Pipridae
Gene: MAP7
Product: microtubule associated protein 7
Exons: 19
Coding region: 577-2985 (802 amino acids)
Biological process (GO): microtubule cytoskeleton organization
Cellular component (GO): microtubule cytoskeleton
Source: RefSeq, a predicted model, not a curated record
UCAGUGCUCAUCUGCUUGUGCAAGCACAGCUCCAUUCUCCCGCCGCCCUGAGAGGAGGAAGCAGCAGCCCCUGCUGCUGAGGUGCUUCCAGCUCUCUGCAAGCGUGCAGGAGACAGCGUUCCCAAGGCCGGCUUGCUGCAGCUGAGGAGACAGCACUCAUAGACCCCCCUUUGAUUAGGAUGUGUCAGUGUUGUCAGGGCAACUGUUAACAGCGGCGUAUCAUAUUUUCUCCUCUUGUGUUGCGUGCUGAAUAUUUUAGCACGCUGGUUGCAGGGAAGAAGGUGCUGCAGCAAGGAACCUGGAGCGGUGGGCUGGGAUCUGAUUGAACAAGUUAAGACAGAGAAGAGCAGCAUCCAAACCAAUGUGCCUUUAAUUAGGGCUUUCCUUCAAGGUGGGGAAAGACUGCAAGCCUUUUGCUGCCGACUGGAUGUUGGUAUUUGUCAGCUGUUUGCAUACUGCUUAUCCAUAGGGGAUCUGUUACAAGUGCUGAAAUGAACAGGCAGCGUUGCAGCUAGUAGCUAAGCAGGGGCUGGAGUUUCUUACUUUUUUUUUUAAUAAGCAAGAGGCAACAGCAGCAUGCCUGGUUCAACUACUGCCCUCCGACAAGAGAGACUGAAGAAAAGUGCCAGGCCAAAUCCCCCGGGUUUAUUCACCAUUGAUGAAGAGGAUGAGCAGCAAAAGAACGGGAAUUCCAAAAGACUGAAAGCAGCUGAAGGUUCUGAAACACAAGACAAGAAAAUCACUUCAGGACAAAGCAACACUGGAACUAAACCAGAUCAUCCAACAGUACUAAAGGUUGAUGACAGGCAACGGCUUGCCAGAGAACGGAGAGAAGAACGAGAAAAACAGCUAGCUGCAAGAGAAUCCAUCUGGUUAGAAAGAGAAGAGAGAGCCCGGCAACAUUAUGAAAAACAUCUAGAGGAACGCAGAAAGAAGCUGGAAGAGCAGAGACUGAAGGAAGAGAGAAGGCGAGCUGCCGUAGAGGAAAAGCGAAGGCAGAGAAUAGAAGAAGAUAAGGAACGACAUGAAGCUGUUGUACGUCGCACAAUGGAGAGAAGCCAGAAGCCAAAACAAAAGCAAAACAGAUGGUCCUGGGGAGGAGCACUACAUAACCGCAUUAAUAACCCAGGUUAUUUUUUUGAAUCAUCAUUCACCUUUCUCGAUUUAGCAGGCCUGGAGCACCACUUCAGAUCUCAGGGUGGUGCUAGAAAACCUGAUCGAGACAGGCGGUCUGUUUCAACAAUGAACCUUUCGAAACAUGUUGAUCCAGUCAUUAACAAGCGGCUCUCCUCCUCAUCUGCAACAUUACUAAAUUCUCCAGACAGAGCUCGCCGUCUUCAGCUCAGUCCAUGGGAGAGCAGCAUUGUUAGCAGGCUCCUGACGCCCACUCACUCAUUCCUGGCCCGAAGUAAAAGCACAGCUGCAUUGUCUGGAGAUGCAGUUAUCCCCGUUUGUCCCCGUUCAGCAUCUUGCAGCCCCAUCAGUCCUCUGUCCUACAAGGCCAUGAACUUUAGGAAUUCAGGAGACCGAGCAAAGCUUUACGCUUCUACUGAUGCCGUUGGACGUAGGAGAACAACAACACACCUUCCAGGGACUGACAAAAAAGAAAAGGAGAGAGACUAUUUGUCAUCCAGCUUCUCGGCCAACUUUAAAGGAGGUUAUUUUACUUCCAACCCCAAAGCUAGAUCACCAGCUCCCUCUCCAGUUUGGCGUGCGUCAAAAUCUUUGCCUUUUUUGCCUGGCACACCCAAGCAGAUUACUUCCCCACCUGGUUCCUCCAAAAUUUCCUCUGCUCAGACACGUCCUCCUUCUCCUGGCAACAUCCGGCCACUCAAAAAAGAGGUCAAGCCAGAGGGUGAGAAGAAAAGACCAGAAAAAGAGGCUGGAAAGGCCAAUGAGGAGAGGACAGAAGAAAGUAAAGGAACUUCAGCAGGUGCUGGAGAAUCUUCAAGUCAGGAACAGCUCACUGUCCAGGCAGAGCCCACUCAAGCAGCCAGCCCAUCCCUACCUCCUGCUCCACCAGCUCUUGCUCCACCCCCAGCACCCCCCAAGACCUCUGCAGGUACAACUGACCCUGAAGAGGCAACAAGGCUGCUGACUGAGAAGAGGCGCCUUGCCCGUGAGCAGCGGGAACGGGAGGAGCAAGAAAGGAGAGAGAGAGAAGAGCUUGAAAGACAAAAGAAGGAGGAGCUGUCACAGAGGAUAGCUGAAGAAAGAGCUCGCCGAGAAGAGGAAGAAGCUCGCAGACAAGAAGCAGAAAAAAAAAGGAAGGAUGCAGAGGAGGAGCGGGAAAGGGAAGAACGGCUGCGCCGCCAGGCAGAAGAGAGGGAACAGAAGGAGAAAGAAGAGAUGGAGCGCAUUCAGAAACAAAAAGAAGAGGAAGCUCGCCUACGGGAAGAGGCAGAGCGGAUUCGAUUAGAACGUGAAAAGCAUUUCCAAAGAGAAGAGCAAGAGCGCUUGGAAAGGAAGAAGAGGCUUGAAGAGAUCAUGAAGAGAACUAGGCGUGUAGAAGCUGUAGAUAAGAAACCCAAUGACCAGCAAAAUGGACAUAUAUCAAAGACAAAUAUUACUGGAGAAGCAGGUAUUGUGUUUAACUGUGCCUUGAGCACAACAGCGAGUCCUGCAUCUCCCUUGGAACCUGCAGCAGGACCUCAGCUUCCGCAUGCAACAGAAUCUCCGCACAAUGGGACACCCACCGCCUGCACACAUGUGAUUGUUUCACACCAACCCGCUGUAAAUGUGGACAGCAAUCUCAAUCCAGAGAAAAACACAAAUGACAAUGGAAUGUCUAUGCAGAAUGAUAACUUUGAAGAGAUCAUAAACCUGCCUAUUGGUUCUAAACCAUCCCGGCUGGAUGCCAUGAACAAUGAUGGAAGCAAUAGUACCGAAAUUCCUUUGAAUCCAAUUCUAGCCUUUGAAGAUAAGGGGACUCUUUUGCCUCAGGUAGAUAGUGUUCAAACACAUCAAACAGCAGAAGUGAUCUGAUUGUUUCUUCUGAAGAACCAAAGGUGAUAUGAGCGUCUCUGCAGUCAGUGGAGUUUCUUCCAUGCUAUGAAGGAGUGUUUUAUUUUUUCUCUCCAGUUUUUUAAAGAUUUCUUGAAUAUCUUUUUUGGAAGGACUUUAGUAAAACCAGCAGAAGAAAUGAGGGGAAUAGACUUGGAUCACCUUUCUAAUAGCUUUCAUCACUAGAAAAAUCAUGCUUCACAUGCGUUACUUAAUAUGGCUAUUUCCAACAAGCUUUUUUUGUUAGUAAAUGGAAUAUUUCUGCAUUCCUUGAGACACCAGACACUGGAAUCUGAAAGUAAUGGGCUGAUUUGGGUGGUGGGACUGAUUCUUUUUUGCUUUUUUAAAAAAGGUGAGUGUUGGUUUAAAAGGCAUAAUUAUAAAAUUGGCAAAGAAUCUUUUACACUUUGUGGUUCUAAUACUUGAAAAAUAAAUGCCUCAUUGCUCUACAAGUAGAGCUAAUGGGGUGUUUUGUUUAAACCUAUUGGUUUAAAUGUUAUUGCAGAGAACUCUAAUUAUGGGGGCAAACUAUAGGCUUCUGUAUCAGGUUCUUGUAAAUGAAAUCCCUACAGGGACAUUCUGUAAAUUGAGAUGUCACUAUGAUCUUCUCACAUUUUCUCUAAAAACACAAAACAAGACAGGUUUUAAAAUGUGAAAAUUUGAAAGCGUUAUUUUUUCAUGGACAAGAGGAAAACCUAUUGUUCUUCUAGAUUAUGUAUUUAUGAAUUUUGCUCAGUACAGAAAUAAAUCAUUUAAUUGAAUAAAUUAGACAAAUGUGGUAAAAAGAUACUGCAAACUUGAUUUUUUUUUUGGUUACAUCCAUGUUCACAAACCUAUAAAAGAUGUGUAUGCAUAUGCACACAAACGUGUGCACACACACACAAGGAAAUACCUUAUUCUGAGUCCUGUAAGUUGCUGCUGUUCCCAAUGAUGGAAGACUUUUCCUUUGCCUUAUCAAACUACUGAAGACUGUGUGAAACCUGAAAUAUUUGAUUUUUGGAUGAUGCAGGUUUGGGAUUUUUUGGUUUUGCUCGUUUCAGAGCAAAUGGAAAAUGGUCAUUGUGCUUUUUAUGCAGUGUGUGGUUUUUAUAAAGCAGUGCAGUUUGAGUGAUAAGAGGAGCAAUGCAAGUUGCUUUCUCUUUAGUUUGAUGCUGAUUUCUACUGUCAUUGUUCCAUCCCUCACUUUCGGUUGUGUUGUGCAGAACUGUAAAAUUUUGCACGUUUUUGUGCUUUCCUAAACAAUGCUGUUGCAGGCAGAGCUCACUCUAGGCAUUUGAGUUUGAAGCAUCCAGGAGGGCUUGAGGCAUUGCUCUCUGAAGUCAGUGAGAAGAUCCUUGGCAAGGGAAAUGGAGGUUCACGGGGUUUCAACUCAUGCUAAGAGAGAAUGUAUCAUUAAGAUUCCUGUACUUGCCUUUAGUGAGCACUGAGCAAGGCCUCUAGGAAGCUGUGCAGAAAGUCUAUGCUAGCAGAAGAAAUCCUCUGAGACAAAAGCUGAAGAAUUUUUGAAGAAACUUCUGCUGCUGCCAAGUGUUCAUCUUAUAGAGGAGAUGGGAUAAAAGCAAUGGAAAUAAAAUGAAAGAGACUUCAUCUGCCAGAAUCUAUAUGGAAGGGAAAAAACCAGCCAUUCAGUCAGAAUGCUUUCAAUAGUAACUUGUGACACAGUAAAAUGAAUUGGGUUCCUUUCUUGCUUUCUUUAGUUUUCCAUGUACAUAGCCACAAUAUUUUGAAGUGUCCAAAAUAUGUAGUUUUUCUUUAAAACUAUAUAUAGCAUGUAAGUACCAAAUAAAACUUGUUUGAAAUAUUUA